CCGAAUCAGCUGACUUGGUUGUGCGUUUCUGAGCAGUCUGGGCACUUUAAAGCUACUCGUCGCGUCUCGUAAAUUCAAUAAGUGUUAUUAUAUUUGAUCUCUUAUAUCAGAGGGUGAACAGCAUGUUACGGCCGAAGGCGCUGACGCAGGUUCUCAGCCAGGCGAACACAAACGGAGUCCAGAGCACUCUCUUACUGAAUAACGAAGGCUCACUGCUGGCGUACUCUGGGUACGGGGACACCGACGCUCGAGUGACAGCUGCUAUCGCCAGCAACAUCUGGGCAGCUUAUGACAAGAACGGCCAUCAAGCCUUUAAUGAAGACAAACUCAAAUUCAUUCUCAUGGAUUGUAUGGAGGGAAGAGUGGCCAUUACUCGUGUCGCCAACCUGCUGCUGUGCAUGUACGCCAAAGAAACGGUGGGCUUCGGGAUGCUUAAAGCCAAGGCAGAAGCACUGGUCCAAUAUCUGGAGGAACCUUUAACUCAAGUGGCUGCAUCGUAGUCGAGAUGUGACUCACGCUCUUCUGGAUGCUUAUGUCAUGUGAUCCAUUCAUGGACUACUGUGCCACUCUGCUUGUUCACUAAAUGCAUAAUGCAUAUAUGUCAAUGAACGGGCAAGCUUUUGUGUGUGCGUGUGUAUAUAUGUAUCUAUGUGUGUUUGUACUAAAAAAUUACCAACUUGUAUGGUGCGUAACUCUUUCCGCUCGCUUGUGAAUACGUUCCCUUCAAAAUUUGGCUAAAUUUGUCUGCUGAAAUGAUUCCAUUAUCAAACGUUCCCACAGUCGAGUCGUUCAUUUGCAGCUUUCGCUCAGGCAUGCUGAUCAAGGUUACACAGAAAUUUGAGCAUUUUGAAACUUGUCAGGAACUCAAAUCUCAUGAAAAGAGAAAUAUGUGUGGAAACUUUGAACUUUCUUGAGCUGCAGUUAAGAAUGAUUGUAUUAUUUCAGAGGUGUUAAAUAAAAAAAAAGUACAUUCAAAUUCACACAAACUUAUUUGUUCUUUACGCUGACGUGACAGAGAGGAAUGAUGGAGGAGUAGAUCUAUAUUAAAACUAACAGUGUGAUGAACAGAGCGCAUAAAAAAAAUUAAAAUGUGGUCACGACCUGGAAACAACAUGCCAAGAGAAAAAAACUGAACAUGCAUUUUAAAAUUUUGACCCAGAAUCACUGGAAUUAGUUUUAAUGACAAAUUCUUAGAGGCAGCGUUGACGAGCUGGGGACUCGCGCUGCCUUGCUUCAUUUUUCCUGGCACCACAGAAGAAGACGUGAUGGAAACGUGGGGCAGAAAGGGUAACGUAGCAUGCUUCCAUCUACAACAAGAAUCCAGAAAGCAUAAGUUUCACUGCUUUAUUGUUCCAGCGGUCAGUGGCUGGGUAAAUGGCUGCUUUUGUUCUUUAUGCACAGAUAUUGAAACAUGACAGAUCACACUGAA
Messenger RNA from Pelmatolapia mariae (spotted tilapia), 1429 nucleotides. It is a transcript of the gene lamtor2, whose product is annotated as late endosomal/lysosomal adaptor, MAPK and MTOR activator 2. The transcript is spliced from 4 exons. NCBI's taxonomy places the organism in Eukaryota, Metazoa, Chordata, Actinopteri, Cichliformes, Cichlidae. The record is from RefSeq and is a predicted model, not a curated record. Gene Ontology annotation, cellular component: Ragulator complex. Gene Ontology annotation, biological process: positive regulation of TOR signaling; cellular response to amino acid stimulus. Gene Ontology annotation, molecular function: molecular adaptor activity; guanyl-nucleotide exchange factor activity. The coding region runs from base 123 to 500 and encodes 125 amino acids.